AUGUCGCGCUCGCCUGUCAAUGCUGGCUUGUUUUGAUUACCGGCUGUGAAAAAAAAAUCAAACCGCUUUUGACCGUACGUGGCGAACGACCUUCUUGGUCCAAACUUUUAAUUACCAGUGUUAUACAAACUCCUCGAUAAAAACUUUUUUAUUAGUACGUGAUUGAGUGCGCGGGAAAAUUGACGUUUCUUUUUUUUACAUUGUUUGCUGUAAACAAGAGCAAAGAGGUUCAAUGAUAAAGUUUUGUGGUAGUGUAGUGUAAAGUUUUUAACUGCCAGUGUCGUAACUUGAGAAUUCUUCGGAGAAACCCAAGUUUUUAGAGGUAUUUUGUUACUUUAAACUUUUGAAAUGGCUAAAACCAUGGCCACAGAUGAUAUUUACAACAAAGAGUACCGGAGACUGCGGAGGUUAACUAGUGAUUUGGCUAUACGGCAAGUUUCGUCAGAAUAUGGACUUACAGAGGAGCAAGUUGCAGAAUUCAAGGAGGCCUUCAUGCUGUUUGACAAAGACGAGGAUGGGACGAUCACCAUGGCCGAGCUGGGGGUGGUGAUGCGCUCCCUGGGACAGAGACCUUCAGAGACUGAACUUCGAGAUAUGGUGAAGGAGGUGGACCAGGACGGCAACGGCACGAUCGAGUUCAACGAGUUCCUCCAAAUGAUGUCCAAGAAGAUGCGCGGGUCUGAUGGAGAAGACGAGCUUAGAGAGGCAUUCAGGGUAUUCGACAAGAACAAUGACGGUCUGAUCUCGUCGGUGGAGCUGCGGCACGUGAUGACCAACCUGGGCGAGCGGCUGAGCGAGGAGGAGGUGGACGACAUGAUCCGCGAGGCCGACCUCGACGGCGAUGGCAUGGUCAACUACGACGAGUUCGUAACAAUACUGACGUCGAAAAACUAGUAUGCAGAGAAAAGGCCCAAGAGAGCCCCUCCCGCGCCCCGACCUCCCCUCCAGGAGGACCUGUACAAGUACGGAGGGAAAGAAACUCUUAUCUAGUUGAAGUGUUAAUGCUCUACCGCAACGGUAACGGUUAACGUUAUUUAUAACGCUUGGUGGCAGUGUAUACGUACAUGUGAUUUUUGAUGUGUUUUUGUUUUCGUUGAACU
Molecule: messenger RNA, 1100 nt
Organism: Ostrinia furnacalis (Asian corn borer)
Lineage: Eukaryota; Metazoa; Arthropoda; Insecta; Lepidoptera; Crambidae
Product: calmodulin-A
Exons: 6
Coding region: 349-894 (181 amino acids)
Cellular component (GO): myosin II complex
Molecular function (GO): calcium ion binding
Source: RefSeq, a predicted model, not a curated record